This is a messenger RNA of Panicum virgatum (switchgrass), 2854 nucleotides long. RefSeq names its product glucan endo-1,3-beta-glucosidase 14-like. The coding region runs from base 665 to 2038 and encodes 457 amino acids. Gene Ontology annotation, cellular component: plasma membrane. Gene Ontology annotation, molecular function: hydrolase activity, hydrolyzing O-glycosyl compounds. The transcript is spliced from 3 exons. Gene Ontology annotation, biological process: carbohydrate metabolic process. Lineage: Eukaryota; Viridiplantae; Streptophyta; Magnoliopsida; Poales; Poaceae. The record is from RefSeq and is a predicted model, not a curated record.
ACCGCGGCCGGUCCACGACACGCACGCACAGAGCACCACACCACCGCCACGCCGCCUCCUCCUUCUGCCCCUGGCCCCCUGCACAACUGCUGCCUCCGCUGCCCACCCCGGCUGCUUCCUCCCUUCGGCGUUUUCAAAAAUCAAACCGAAACGGCGAAACCCCCAUCCUCCAUCGGAGAGAGAGGGAGAGAGAGGAUAGCCUGAGCAGCGGUUGCGGUUUCCCUCUCCGUCGCUCUCGCCGCCCGCCGCCGCCGGUGUGUCCGGAGCGGAAGGCACGGGGCGGCGGCCAGCUCCGGUGCUCCGGCCCCCUUCACCCCCAACCGGCGGCCCCCCUUUGUCAGGUCGCCAAUCCACUUCGCCCUCCCACCCUUUUGCCCCCCGAUCGAUCUCCUUUCUCGCUAAGCAAACCCUCGUCUUAACCCCCCGCCCGGCGCCGGGAGAAAGCUCUCGCUUUCCGUCUUGGCAUCCUUCCGCCACUUCUCUUUGCUGCUUGUUACUCCUGCGCUGCUACCCGUACAGCAGGAGUCAAGAUUCCUUCUUUGCCCGCCCUCGUUGGUAGUGGCGGCGGUGGCGGUCGGUAAUUGCGGCGGCAGUGGAGGUUCGGGUGCGGGAAGUGAGGGAUCCGAGAUUCUUUCCUAUUCUUUGCGAUUCUCUUUCCCGUGCGAUGGCUGAAGCGGAGGUGGCGGCGGGGGAGAGCAGCCGCCGGUUCCCGGCGUUGGAGGGGCCCCGGCCCGUCUAUGGAACUUGCUGCCCUGGCGCCAUGCCCCGGACCGGAACCGAAGUGCGCAGCAAGGCGCUGCUUGCCUGCACCUCUCACGCUGCUGGUUCCUGCUGUGGCAGUCUGCUGCUUGGUUCUGCGACGAUGGUGCCGCGGAUGUUGCUGCUUCUCUGCUGCUUCUGCCUCCUGGCGUUCCCGCCACCUGGUCCGCUAGCGGUUGAAGCUUUUGUCGGGGGUUACGGGAUAAACUACGGGAGAAUAGCAAACAACAUCCCUUCCCCGGAUAAAGUGGUGGAGCUCCUGAAAAAGUCAAAGAUAAGGAAUGUCAAGAUAUAUGACUCGGAUCACAACGUUCUUGAUGCGUUCAAAGGGUCCGGACUCAACCUGGUCAUUGCAAUCCCCAAUGGGCUCGUCAAGGAUAUGGCUGCAAACGAGAGCAGGUCGAUGGACUGGCUGAAUCAGAAUGUGAAGCCUUAUCUCCCUCAGACGCGCAUUGUUGGGAUCACUGUGGGAAACGAGGUUCUGGGAGGCCAAGAUCAGAGCUUGUACCAGCCGCUUGUUGAUGCUGUGAAGAAUGUGUAUAAUGGACUUAAGAGGCUCCACUUGGAGAAAGAAAUUGAGCUUUUCACACCUCACUCAGAAGCUGUUUUUGCUAAUUCCUAUCCACCCUCUGCAUGUGUCUUCAAGGAAGAACUCAUGCCAUACAUGAAACCUCUCCUGGACUUGUUUGCAAUGAUUCACUCGCCUUUCUAUGUCAACUCUUACCCCUUUUUGGCUUACAUAAGUGAUCCAGAACAUAUCGAUAUCAAUUAUGCUCUCUUUAAACCCAAUAAUGGAAUUGUUGAUCCAAAUACCAGCCUGCACUAUGACAACAUGUUUGAUGCUCAGAUAGAUGCAGCUUAUGCUGCUCUACAUGCCGCAGGCUAUGAUGACAUGGAGGUUCGGGUGGCAGAGACUGGCUGGGCAUCUAGUGGAGAUCAAAAUGAAGCAGGGACUUCAUCUGAGAAUGCAAGGACAUAUAAUUUCAAUCUCCGUAAAAGGCUCUUCCUUAGGAAGGGAACUCCUCUGAAGCCAAAAAGACCAGUGAAAGCUUAUAUAUUUGCUCUGUUUAAUGAGAAUCAGAAGCCUGGACCUAGCUCCGAGAGGCACUAUGGGCUGUUCCUUCCAGAUGGAAGGAUUUCAUAUGACAUUGGUGUCUCUGGUCUACUUCCUUCAUCUGCAUCCUCAUCCAUGCUGUCCGUGAAGAAAAUUCGAGCUGGGGGUUGGAUUUUACACUAUUUGGCUAUGGUUCUUUUAUCUAUUUUCAUUUUUGGGCCAUAGUGAAUUGAGGAAGGGAUAGCAAAUCUGUAGUAAAGGUACAACUGAGCAAGUUAGAAUGUUGGGAAUGGGAAGUUCACAAUGAAAAUUCAAAUACUAGUACCAUGCCCAUGAGUUCUUAUUCUUGCAAUAACUAUUAUCCUCAUGCUGAUCUGCUUUUUGAUGAAAAACAUACUCAGUUUAUCUAAAAAAGAAUUCAUACAUUGGAAUCCUCGCUUCAUAGUUUCUCUGUACAUAUUUUAUUUUUAGCAAUUGAAAUGCCUUUUGAAACUGAUAACCCCGUGAAAUAUAAUUCUCUAUCUCACCAACUUCUAGCCUCCUAGUUUUUUUCUCCAUUUUUAGCAAUCAAGUUAUAGCUCGAGCUUGGAUACCUUUAGGUGAUUUUAUUUAUAUGUGGGAUGUGCAUCAAGCAGCCUAGCCUGUCAAGAUUAACAAAUCAUUGUUCUUUCUUCCCCUGUAAGCAUUGUAUCUUGACAUAUCAGUUACCAUUAGACACUCGAAGCAGAUGCUGACUGAAAGAUCAGUAUCCAUUCUUGUGGGUAUGAUGAAGGAUUGCACGUGCACCUAUCCUGUGAUCUGUUCAAAGAAAGUCUUGAGAAGCACUAGUUGCAGAACCUCACAGAUUAUAUAGUAGAUAUCAGACAGUCGAAGGAUAUGAUAUGUAAUUUUUAUGCCUCUUGUUAAGCUUUGCUGAGUGGCUCCAUCCAUUGACUGAACCUCUAGCCUAUUUGUUAAGCUUUGGUGAGUGGACCCAUCCACUGAUGGAGGCUUUACAGAGUGAUACAUAUCGUUGCUAAUAAUCAUGUAUUACUUUGCGUU